AUGGGGGCCGUUACAGACAUCAGUCACACGUUCGACCACAACCCAGACCAGGAGCCUCCGAGGGAGUUCGAGACUCAACUGCUUCAUGCCGGCCGGUUCCCGGAUAUCUUGGGUAGUUGCGCUGUGCCUGUGUACAGCUCGGCACCCACAGUCAAUACCCUCCAAAACCGCUUGGCCGAGUUGGAAGGUGGUGUGGCGGCAUGUGCUGUCGCAUCCGGUUCGGCAGCCGUGGCCAUGACCAUACUGGCUCUCGCCGGCGCCGGCGACAACUUCGUCUCGUCAUUUCAUGUCCACGCCGGCACGUUCCACCAGUUCAGCACCCUGGCUACGCAGAUGGGUAUCGAGUGCCGCUUCGUCAAGUCUCGAGACCCUGUAGACUUUGCGGCUGCUAUCGACGACAAAACCAAGUUCGUCUGGGUCGAGAGCAUCAGCAACCCUGGCAACGUGAUUUUGGAUUUUGAGGCGCUUUCGCUUGUUUGCCACGCCAAGGGAGUUCCGUUGAUUUGCGACAAUACAUUUGGCUGUGCUGGAUACUUCUGUCGUCCCAUCGACCACGGGGUGGACAUCCUCGUUCACUCAGCUACCAAAUGGAUCGGAGGGCACGGUACUACAGUAGGUGGUAUCAUCGUCGACAGCGGCGCCUUUGACUGGGGUAGUCACGCAGAUCGAUUUCCCCAGUUCCACGACCCCCGUACGAGGCUCUGGGAGCGCUUCUCACACCGGUCCUUCGCCAUCCGCUGCCAGUUCGAGAUCCUCCGCGACACGGGAAGCACUCUCAGCGCCGCCGCGGCCCAGCAGCUGCUGAUUGGUCUCGAGUCUCUCGCCGUACGCUGCGAGCGUCACGCGCAGAAUACGGCAGAAAUUGCCGACUGGCUGCGGGAGCAACCCUUGGUCGCCUGGGUUAACUACGUCGGCCACCAAGAUCAUCGGGAUCACCGGGAGGCGCUCAGGUACUUCAAACGAGGGUUCGGCUCCGUCAUCUGCUUCGGUCUCAAGGGCGGAUUCGAAGCAAGUGCUCGAUUAUGUGAUGCCUUUAAGAUGAUUAUGAUCACUACAAAUCUCGGCGAUGCCAAGACCCUCGUCGUGCACCCAGCUUCGACCACGCAUGAGCACUUCAGCCCUCAUGAUCGGGCCGAGGUCGGGGUUACAGAGGACAUGAUUAGGCUAUCUGUCGGCAUCGAGAAUAUCAAGGAUAUCAAGGCCGACUUCCAGCAGGCCUUUGAACAGGUAUUGCAUGCAGGGACCAGUAAGAUUCGUGAAGUCAAGGGUGGAAAGAUUCAACUUCAGGACGAGAUCAACGGCCACCUCUACGGACCUUCAGCACGUCCAUGGGCACGGGUACGAGAAGGAGGCAACAUGGGGUAG
Molecule: messenger RNA, 1365 nt
Organism: Daldinia vernicosa
Lineage: Eukaryota; Fungi; Ascomycota; Sordariomycetes; Xylariales; Hypoxylaceae
Product: Cys/Met metabolism PLP-dependent enzyme-domain-containing protein
Exons: 5
Coding region: 1-1365 (454 amino acids)
Biological process (GO): transsulfuration
Molecular function (GO): pyridoxal phosphate binding; transferase activity, transferring alkyl or aryl (other than methyl) groups
Source: RefSeq, a predicted model, not a curated record